AAAAUGACACUAGUGCAUGUGUUUGAGACUAUUUGGGAGACAAAAGACUCAGUUUUGCAGCCUAUGUGGGACUACUUGCGACUCAACCACUCUGAAACGCUUCGGUCUCCUCUCUUUCCUGUGAUUUUGACCGUAGCAUCGUAUUUUGUUCUUUGCGUACCCUACCUAGUCUGUGACAUCGUGGGAAAGAAGUGGCCAGCUAUUUACCGGUACAAGAUCCAACCUGACAAGCUUCCCACAACUGCAAUGCUCCUUCACUGCAGUGGAGUUACUCUUUAUAACCACAUACUUCUGGUGUUUCCUGCAGCAGUGGCUCAGUGGUUGUGGAGACCUCCUGUUCCUCUGCCUGAACGAGCACCUACAUUGUUUGAACUUGCAGGUGGGGUGACUGGAAACCUUCUUCUCUUUGACUUCCAGUAUUUCAUCUGGCACUUUUUGCAUCAUAAGAUCCGCUGGCUGUAUGUGACUUUCCAUGCUAUCCACCAUAAUUACUCUGCGCCCUUUGCUCUGGCCACACAGUGCCUCGGGGGAUGGGAGUUGGUCACGGUGGGCUUCUGGACCACGAUCAACCCCGUUCUGCUGAGGUGUCAUCUGCUCACCACCUGGAUGUUCAUGGUGGUCCACGUGUAUGUGUCAGUAGAAGACCACUGCGGAUAUGAUUUCCCUUGGUCCACAUCUCGUCUGAUCCCUUUUGGUGUUUAUGGAGGUCCGAGCAAGCAUGAUGUGCACCACCAGAAACCUAAUACUAACUUUGCACCCCAUUUUAGUCACUGGGAUAAACUGUUCGGCACUCAUGCUGAUUUUAGUUAUGCUAAAACGCAGUGAUGAACAUGCAUGCAUGCAAAUGUAUGUAAAGAGUGCAUGUUUGUUUGCUUCAGGCAGAGCUUCAGUUUUUGGCAUUGACUUUAUUUGUAUACGAACAGUACAAAAAGCAUGAUUUAAAGGGAUAGUUCACCCAAAAAUGAAAAUUCUGUCAUCAUUUACUCACCCUCAAGUUGUUCCAAACCUGUGUGAGUUUCUUUUUUCUGUUGAACACAAAAGAAGAUAUCUUGGUAAUCAAACAAUUAAUGGACCCCAUUGACUUCCAUAGUAGGAAAAAAUUAUACUAUGGCAGUCAGUGGCUUCAGUCAACUGUCUGGUUACCAACAUUUGUCAAAAUAUCUUCUUUUGUGUUCAACAGAAGAAAGAAACUCAUACAGGUUUGGAACAACUUGAGGGUGAGUAAAUGAUUACAGAAUUUUCAUUUUUGAGUGAGCUAUCCCUUUAAGCACAAAUAAACUAAAAUCAAUACAAUGUACAUACACUGUAGAUAAUUAUAAACCAUCGUAUUAUAAAAUAACUUAAAUAUUGUGUUAAUUUUAUUUCAUUUGGUAAAUAUUCCAAAGUUGGAACCAUUUUUAGAGAAAUGAGGAGUUCAAAAAUUCAUUCUAGUAAAAUUCUGUCUAUAUAUAAAUUUAGAAAACAUAUAUCAUAUCUAAAUCUCUUCAUAUAUAUAUAUAUAUAUAUAUAUAUAUCAAAAGGAAGAGAUUUAGAUAUGAACUCACAUUUCUCACCAAAUUAUCUGAGCAAUAGAACAAAUUUGAAAGUUGGAAAGGAAAAUAUGUAAAUAAGAUUGUUCUAAUUAUUUUUUGUUCCUCUUACAUGGUAGAAAGACGCUAAACCAAACAUGGUUAACCGACCACAAGAGGAAGAAAAAGGGUAAAGAAAAAACCCUCAAGCUUUAUACAGUUUAUUAAAGGAAAUCAGAUUUGCAUAUGCGUGAGCUCAAAAUAGAUUAAUAUUUGCCUCUUAUUUCAAAGCCUGCUGUUCAUUUCUCUCUAUGUUGUUUUUGCUAGUGUACAUUUUAAUAUUUAUACAUUUGUGGUUUAUUUCAUGGUGAUAGUUGACCUGGCAAACCUAAUGAGCUUCAGUCAUGUGUUGUGUAUGCAUGUAGGCUUGCUAUUGAGCUGAUUGACUUGUGAUUACGCAAUUCAGUGAUAUAACAGCAGGUGUCAGUAAAGAGAUUACUUUGUUAAAUCCCUUUGUGUAACUAUCUUGCAUGUGAACCUGUAUAUUCUGAAUGGUAAGAAUGUAUGCAGUUCUUUGCAGUUACAAAAGUAUAAAUAAAGUAUAGUUUGUCAUUUUUGGAGAAAAUGUGAAUGGUGCUUGCAUGUGCAAAACGUGUCAUAUAAUGAUAGUUUUGAUUGAUGCUUUGUUAAAGCAAGCGCUACUAAUAAAAAUCUAUUAAUAACGUG
This is a messenger RNA of Ctenopharyngodon idella (grass carp), 2234 nucleotides long. It is a transcript of the gene ch25hl1.2, whose product is annotated as cholesterol 25-hydroxylase like 1, tandem duplicate 2. The coding region runs from base 4 to 825 and encodes 273 amino acids. Gene Ontology annotation, molecular function: iron ion binding; C-4 methylsterol oxidase activity; steroid hydroxylase activity. The record is from RefSeq and is a predicted model, not a curated record. The transcript has a single exon. Gene Ontology annotation, biological process: sterol biosynthetic process; cholesterol metabolic process. Lineage: Eukaryota; Metazoa; Chordata; Actinopteri; Cypriniformes; Xenocyprididae.